Molecule: messenger RNA, 1323 nt
Organism: Brassica oleracea var. oleracea
Lineage: Eukaryota; Viridiplantae; Streptophyta; Magnoliopsida; Brassicales; Brassicaceae
Product: peroxisomal adenine nucleotide carrier 1
Exons: 5
Coding region: 42-1007 (321 amino acids)
Biological process (GO): peroxisome organization; fatty acid beta-oxidation; ADP transport
Cellular component (GO): peroxisomal membrane
Molecular function (GO): ADP transmembrane transporter activity; ATP transmembrane transporter activity
Source: RefSeq, a predicted model, not a curated record
CUCUUCCCUAAACUCUCAUAGCGUUGUUGAUCAUCAGAGAGAUGGUUGUCGAUUUGGAGUCGGUGUCAGAGGCGACCUCCGGAGCCGUGGGGUCGCUUCUGAGCACAACCAUCUUAUAUCCACUCGAUACAUGCAAAUCAAAGUUCCAGGCCGAGGUUCGAGCCCAAGGCCAGCAAAAAUACAGACAUCUCUCUGAUGUUCUGUGGGAAGCGGUUUCGAAACGACAGAUUAUGUCGCUGUAUCAAGGCCUAGGGACAAAGAAUCUGCAGUCCUUUGUUUCGCAGUUCAUCUACUUUUAUAGCUAUAGCUAUUUCAAGAGGGUGUAUAGUCAAAGAACCGGUUCGAAAUCGAUCGGAACGAAGGCGAACUUGCUCAUUGCUGCUGCUGCAGGAGCUUGUACUUCUGUCUUAACCCAGCCUCUAGAUACAGCUUCGUCACGGAUGCAAACGAGUGAGUUUGGAGAAUCUAAAGGGUUGUGGAAGACGUUAACAGGUGGUGCAUGGGGAGACGCGUUUGAUGGACUAGAGAUCUCUCUUUUAUUGACUUCGAAUCCCGCAAUUCAGUAUACUGUGUUCGAUCAGCUGAAGCAGCGCCUGCUUGAACAGAAAACUGCUAAAGCUAAGAAUGGUUCUUCUUCACCGGUCGUGCUCUCUGCCUUUAUGGCCUUCUUUUUAGGUGCCGCCUCCAAAAGUGUUGCCACUGUCAUCACAUAUCCUGCAAUAAGGUGCAAAGUGAUGAUUCAAGCUGCUGAUGACUCAAAGGGAAAGGAAACUAAGAAGCCUGUAAGAAGGACAAGGAAAACGAUUCUAGGGGUUGUCUGUGACAUAUGGAGAAAAGAAGGGAUGCUAGGGUUCUUUAAGGGGCUGCAUGCUCAGAUCUUGAAGACAGUUCUGAGCUCAGCUUUGCUACUGAUGAUCAAGGAGAAGAUCAGUGCAACAACGUGGAUUCUCAUUCUAGCUAUCCGUAGAACUCUGUUUCUCACAAAGGGUAAGUUGAAAAGUCCUUGAGCAAAGCAAGGACAGGCUUGCAGGUCGGUCAAGUUGUUCUCUCUCUUUAUGUAUGAUUCACGCAGGAUAAAUCUCGGUUUCGUUUAUAUGCACUGGUUUUUAUUCUAAUACAAGCAUUGUAAUAGUGUUUUAGUUCCACGAAACAGUCUAAGUUUUGAUCUAUAGAUCAUAUUAUGAAAAUUGGUUGUAGCUGGAUUGAUUUUCUUGGCGCGCAGGGUUGUCAAUAAAAGUGAGUCUUUGUGUAGGAACAAAGGAAAUGAUGUAAUAAAAUUGUUUCCUAAGCAACUGAAGACUAAUAUAAUACUAUUGUUGUGGA